AUGGCUCCUGCUUCUUUACCCUCUGCUGCCACUCCAGUCACUCAUCCUUCGCAGCACCCUUCACAGCUUCCUCUUGUACCUGCUCGACGUUCUGGCAGAUUGAAGGUACCCACACCAGCCGGUCGCGCCUUUUCAGAGGGCAUGGCGGCCACUAAGGAAUGUCUUACAUGCUUGCGCGACUUACGCGAGGCACGCACGGCAGGGUCUGCUCCCUUGAGUGAGGGGGUGAGGGAGAAGUCGGUGAAUAUAGAUGCAGGAACAGAGGUAGAAGCAGGAAACGAGAACUUAGCAGAUAUAGAGCCGAAUAUUGACAUCCCCGAGGUCUACGCCAAUGUCAUGAUUGAAGAACACACAAACAUUACCAUCAGGAGUGACCACAAAUGA
Molecule: messenger RNA, 384 nt
Organism: Suillus plorans
Lineage: Eukaryota; Fungi; Basidiomycota; Agaricomycetes; Boletales; Suillaceae
Exons: 1
Coding region: 1-384 (127 amino acids)
Source: RefSeq, a predicted model, not a curated record